AUGGAGAAGAAGAAGAGAAAGAGAAAGACGAUGACACCAACACCACAAAAACCUUAUGUGCCUCAAGAAAUGAUAACUGAAAUUCUUCUAAGCUUACCGGUGAAGUCUCUUAUUCGUUUCAAAUGCGUUUCUAAACAGUGGUUUUCUCUUAUCUCUGAUCCCAAUUUUGCCGAAAAUCAUUUUCAACAUACACCACACACUCGUAGAAUUGAAUUCAUAUCAAAUGAUUUACAACAAACAACAUCUAUAGAUUUCGAAGAACGUCUUGACUUAGAGAAUGGUUCUGUUAAACGGUGCAAUUUUUUGGAUCCCCAAGCUGAAUCUCAUAUUCAAAUUGUAAGUUCCUGUAGAGGCUUAUUAUUUUUCCAUCAUUCUUUGAGCUUCUGCAUAUUGAAUCCAUGCACUAAAGUUCACAGGCAAAUACCUUUAGCUCCGGGUGAAUUUGAAACGAAGUUAGAGUUAUGUUAUUUCUAUUAUCUAUAUGGUUUUGGAUAUGAUCACUUAAGAGAUGAUUACUUAGUGGUUUCGAUGUCGUUUACUCCAGCCGAGGAAGAUCUUUCACGUUUGGAAUAUUUCUCGUUGAAAGAUAACAAGUGGAAGGAAAUUGAGAAUACUUUCUUCCAUUUUACGAGCGACAAGAUUGAGCCAAGAGUAGGAUCACUAUAUAAUGAGGCUAUUCAUUGGUUGGCUUUACAUUCGGAUUCAUUGAUGGAAGUUAUUGUUGCAUUUCAUUUAACAGAAAGGAAACUUUUCGAGAUGCCUUAUCCAAAUGGUGUAGAGCAUAAGUCUGAUCAUUGUGAGUUGUGGAUAUAUGGAGAAUUUCUUAGCUUAUGGGCUACGGAUUGUGAAAAUAGUAGAAUUGAAAUAUGGUUGAUGAAAGAAUACAAUGUGCAUUCGUCUUGGAUUAAGGCUAUUAUUCUCCCUAUGGAAAUUCUAACUCCUCAUCAAUUUUCCCCAAUAUGCUCUACAAAAAAUGGGAAUAUCAUUGGAACAGAUGGUGAGAAUAUAUUGUUGAGGUAUAACGACAUAGGAGAGCUUAUAGAGGGUUCCUCGUACAGUCACAUUCCAGAUAGUGCAGUUUCACGUGGAUCGCUAUCGAUAGUGUAUACAGAAUCUUUACUUUCACUCCCUGGUGGCGACAUGCAAGCUUAUGAAGAUGAUUCUUCAGACUAG
This is a messenger RNA of Lathyrus sativus (Indian pea), 1173 nucleotides long. The record is from the annotation of a GenBank genome assembly. NCBI's taxonomy places the organism in Eukaryota, Viridiplantae, Streptophyta, Magnoliopsida, Fabales, Fabaceae.